AAGAAUCUAGGAGCAGCAGAGGAGAUCUCUAAUUUUAAUAGCCUAGCCUAGUCUACACAUCAGUAAAGGAGGAUAACACCACCAGCUGAUGCAGUGCUCUGCUCUUUUAAAACACUGUUGGAUGACUGAAUACUUGACUGUUUAAAAUCUGAGAAUCUCCUUCAGCAUUCCUGAUGGAGAGGUUAAAGUCAAACGGCGGGGAGCAUGUUAACCCCGCUUAUGAUUCCAAUCUGGAUGAACCUCCUAUCUAUGAGGAGGCCAACGGGGAUCACCGGACGGUCCGGCCCUCGGUGAUCAGUGCCUUUGGUCAUGACACUUUGGACCGACUGCCCAACAUUGACUUCUAUCGCAAUGCAGGCAGUGUGAGUGGUCACCGGGCUGUGCGACCCUCCCUGCAGGAGCUCCACGAGGUGUUUCAGAAGCAGAAUGGAGCAAUCUCUGUGCCAGACACUGUGGAGGACGAUGGUGAGGGGAGUGACGGGACCCCCUCUGAUGAUCUGGAGUCUGCUGUUCCCACUGACAAAGGAGCAGUAAAGUUUGGCUGGAUAAGGGGCGUCCUGGUGAGAUGCAUGUUGAACAUCUGGGGUGUCAUGCUGUUCAUCCGUCUGUCCUGGAUUUUUGGUCAGGCAGGCUGGGGUCUGGGAAUUGUGGUUAUUGCUCUCAGCUGUGUGGUCACCACCAUCACUGGCCUUUCCAUGUCUGCCAUUUGUACUAAUGGCGUGGUCAGAGGAGGAGGGGCCUACUACUUGAUAUCUCGAAGUUUGGGACCAGAGUUUGGCGGAUCGAUUGGCCUAAUUUUCGCCUUUGCCAAUGCAGUGGCUGUGGCCAUGUACGUGGUGGGAUUUGCUGAGACUGUGGUUGAGUUGCUCAAGGAGCACAACGCCAUCAUGGUGGAUGUCAUAAAUGACAUCAGAAUCGUUGGAUGUAUUACAGUGGUGCUGCUAUUGGCUAUAUCUGUUGCUGGAAUGGAAUGGGAAGCCAAGGCACAGAUUCUUCUGCUCAUUAUCCUCCUGGUGGCCAUAGUGAAUGUGUUUGUAGGAACAUUCAUUCCUGUAACCACUGAUAAGAAAUCCAAAGGCAUCUUCAAUUAUAACUCGAAAAUCUUCUUAGAGAACUUUCCUCCAGAUUUUCGAGAGGGCGAGUCAUUUUUCUCAGUGUUUGCCAUCUUUUUCCCUGCUGCAACUGGGAUCCUGGCUGGAGCCAACAUCUCUGGCGACUUGCGGGAUCCCCAGGCAGCCAUACCUAAAGGUACCUUGCUGGCCAUCUUGAUAACUGGUGUCACCUACCUGGGUGUGGCCCUCUGUGUCUCUGCCACUGUCGUCCGUGAUGCCACCGGAAACAUUACUGACAUUAUUUCAGCUGGAGUAGAAUGUACUGGUCCAGCAGCAGCCGCUUGUGAGCUCGGCUAUAAUUUCUCCUCCUGUGCAGUGGAAAAAUGUGACUUUGGCUUGAUUAACAACAAUCAGGUGAUGACCAUGGUGUCUGGGUUUGGUCCCCUAAUCAUUGCUGGAACAUUCUCAGCCACCCUUUCAUCAGCCCUGGCUUCCCUUGUCAGUGCACCCAAAGUCUUCCAGGCACUGUGUAAAGACAACAUUUACACGAUCCUGCACUUCUUUGCCAAGGGAUACGGCAAGAACAAUGAGCCAAUCCGUGGCUAUGUCCUCACAUUCAUUAUUUCUGUUGCCUUCAUUCUCAUUGGUGAUCUCAACAUGAUCGCUCCUAUCAUCUCAAACUUCUUCCUGGCAUCUUAUGCUCUCAUCAAUUUCUCCUGCUUCCAUGCCUCCUACGCCAAGUCUCCAGGUUGGAGACCAGGAUACAAAUACUACAACAUGUGGCUAUCCCUGUUGGGCGCAUUGCUCUGCUGUGUUGUUAUGUUUGUUAUCAACUGGUGGGCUGCUCUGCUCACAUAUGCCAUUGAGCUCCUCCUUUACAUUUAUGUCACAGUCAAGAAGCCAGAUGUAAACUGGGGUUCGUCAACGCAGGCGGUGACAUUUGUGAGCGCAGUCAGCAACGCUCUGUCUCUGUCUGGUGUAGAGGAUCACGUCAAGAACUUCAGGCCUCAGAUCUUAGCUCUGACAGGUUCAGCACGGGUCAGACCAGCUCUCCUAGACCUGGCUCACUCACUCUCUAAGAACUACGGACUCUGUCUCACCUGUGAAGUCUUUGUGGGCCCGAGAUCAGAGGCCCUGGAGGAGAUGAACGCUGGCAUGGAGAAGAACCAGCUGUGGCUUAGGAAGACCAAACGCAAGGCAUUUUACACUGCUGUGGCCUGUGAGGACUUCAGGGAAGGGACUGAGAGCCUGCUGCAGGCUUCUGGUCUUGGCCGUAUGAAGCCUAACACAUUAAUGAUAGGUUUCAAGAGAAACUGGAGGACUUCGAGCUCAGAGGCAGUGCAGAGUUAUGUGGGAAUACUGCAUGACGCCUUUGACUUUGAGUAUGGGACAGUGAUGCUGAGGAUGAACGAGGGACUUGAUGUGUCGCACAUUGUCGAGGCAGAAGAGGAGAUGUUGAAGGCAGCAAAGGAACAACAGGCACUGGACGGUGAGAUGAUGUCUAACGGAGGGAAAGCAAGAGGACUGUUCAGAAAGUCCAGGAAGUCCUCUCAGCAAGUGCUCACCACCAGAGUGUCAGUGUGCGGCCCUCCACCCCCACAGGUUGCCAAGAUGAAUGAGAGGCUGUUGGAGGCCAGUGCUCAGUUCAAGAAGAAACAGCCUAAAGGCACCAUUGAUGUGUGGUGGCUGUUUGACGACGGAGGUCUCACCCUGCUGCUCCCCUACAUCCUCACUACCAGGAAGAAGUGGAAAGACAGUAAAUUAAGGAUCUUCAUUGCAGGGCAGCCUGGACGCAGUGAGCUGGAUAAACAGGAGAUGAAGUCUCUGUUGCAGAAAUUCAGAAUUAACUGCACUGACAUCAAUGUCAUUGAUGACAUCCAUGUCCAACCCCGCUCUGACAGCUUGAAGAAGUUAGAGGACAUGAUUGAGCCUUACCGUCUGCAUGAAGACAGAGAUCAGGCAGAAGCCAUGAAGAAAGAACAGCCCUGGAAAAUCACUGAUGAAGAGCUGGGCAUCUUUGAGGAGAAGACCAACCUCCAGGUGCGACUGAACGAGCUGCUACAGGAAAACUCCAAAUCAGCCAAUCUGAUCAUUGUGAGCAUGCCCAUCGCUCGUAAGGAAUCCGUCUCUGAUUUCCUCUACAUGGCCUGGCUCGACGUUCUGACAAAAGACCUUCCACCCACCCUGCUCAUUAGAGGCAACCACAAGAGUGUGCUUACUUUCUACUCCUGAGCAUCUUACAGGCUAAACAUUAGAGUACAGGUAGCUAUAAAGGAAAUAAAUGGUAGUACUGUAAUGAUGGACCAUGUUCAUAAAGCGCACCAGAACGGAUGAAUGAUAUGUUAUAUAGCAACAGUUCUGAUGAGGGUAUGCAUACUCCAGGUGCCAAUAUAAGAAGAUAUAAGAAAUACCUAAAAACAAAAAAAACUAACUAAAAUACAGAAAUGUGGUCAUCUGGUGUAUUUGACAAAGGUAUAAUAAAAACUUAUUUUCAGUCACAGCUAAACCUUGUUAAUAUUUUACCAUGAACCUGUUUUUAUCACUUUGGUUGGUAUGCGCUGCUUCCUGGUAGCUUGUGGCAUGUUGUGAUCUGGCAAACAAACACUUGUACUGUGUGAGGUUGCAGCCAGCUUACCAGUAAAGGAACCUCACAUUGCACUAACUACAUUGUAUGGCUACCAGUGUAAACUGCUGUGCUGCAGUCAGAGUCAUCUAUGAAUGCUGUCAGUGAGGACAACAAGACUAGUCUAAAUAAAGAAAAUGCAUUUCUGACAUUGAAUCUGUCAAUGUCAGUCAGUCUAAAUGUGGCAAAGUUUAAGCUCUUGCUCAUAAUAAAGAAUAAAGUCAAAUCCCACGUCUUCCUGAUCAGUCCAGUGAACACAGGCAAAACUACACGGCUGCUUUCAAGGGUUACACUGAGUGACUGCCUUGCCGGAGCCUGUGAUUGUAAAAUAAAUGUAUAUAAUAGAUGUCUGAAUUCACUAGUGGAUAUUUUUUGAGUAAAACCCUUUCAUAGAUGAUUAACAGCAUCUGUUCUUUAAAACCAAGGUAGUAAUGGUUUGAUUCUUUUUUAAAUAUUCUUUGAUAUUUACUGAGUGUAAAAAUAGACUGCUACUAUAAAGCUGUUUACCUGUUCCACAUUAUACUGUUUAAAUAUUUCUAAUGUUACUAUCACAGUACACUUUCUGUUUAAGCAAAAUUGAGUUCAAAUGGAAGACUGUAAAGCCAAUUCGUCUGUAUAUGUCAGCCUAUUUUCUGUCUUUGUAUUUAAAUAUAUAAUUGUGAUUACCUGAAAUAAAGAAUUA
Messenger RNA from Morone saxatilis (striped sea-bass), 4357 nucleotides. It is a transcript of the gene slc12a1, whose product is annotated as solute carrier family 12 member 1. Lineage: Eukaryota; Metazoa; Chordata; Actinopteri; Moronidae. The coding region runs from base 174 to 3284 and encodes 1036 amino acids. The record is from RefSeq and is a predicted model, not a curated record. Gene Ontology annotation, biological process: sodium ion homeostasis; sodium ion transmembrane transport; cell volume homeostasis. Gene Ontology annotation, cellular component: membrane. Gene Ontology annotation, molecular function: sodium:potassium:chloride symporter activity. The transcript has 26 exons.